This is a messenger RNA of Cryptomeria japonica (Japanese cedar), 2511 nucleotides long. RefSeq names its product LRR receptor kinase BAK1. Gene Ontology annotation, biological process: protein phosphorylation. Bases 409 to 2205 code for a protein of 598 amino acids. The transcript has 11 exons. The record is from RefSeq and is a predicted model, not a curated record. NCBI's taxonomy places the organism in Eukaryota, Viridiplantae, Streptophyta, Pinopsida, Cupressales, Cupressaceae. Gene Ontology annotation, molecular function: protein binding; protein kinase activity; ATP binding.
UCUUUGUCUUGCUGUUUUUGAUUUUUGAUUAACUGUCACAGAAAUUUCUUACAGAAAAAACAUCACCAACAGAAAUUCAAUAUUAAUAUUUCAAGUACUGACUUGGACCUUGGGAAAGUCCACAAUCCAAUCUGCAACCACCUUAAAAUCUCUCUUGGUAGGUAAUGACCUCCUCUAUACUAGUAUGGGAACUCCCAUUCAUUGUACGACAGCUUGUAUAUAUUAUAACAGCAAAUCAUCAAGGCUGCGAUACCUCCUUUAGAAGCUGCGCUAGCUCUGGUGGAGCCAAUAAAAGGCUACGGCAAGGUUUGGGAAGGCUUAAAGGCUUCUAUACAGCAUCUCCCAUUUUUGAAAUAUGUCUUCACAAAAAGUACAGCCUCAUUACGUCUUCAAUCAAUAGACAAACUUAUGGAAGGCUGUGGUGAUGCUUUGCUUAGACUAAAGUCUAACUUUUUGGACCCAACAGAUAUUUUGCAAAGUUGGAAUCAAAAUCUAGCCAGUCCAUGUACAUGGUUCUAUGUUACAUGUAACAAUGAAAACGUUGUCACAAGAGUGGACCUAAGAAACUUAAAAUUGGGUGGUCAAUUGGUUCGUGAGCUUGGCCAGCUGCAUAAUCUGCAAUACUUGGAGCUUGAUGGCAAUACCAUAAGUGGGAAUAUACCUGAAGAAUUGGGUGACUUGAAGAAUCUUUUGAGCCUGGAUCUGUCCCAUAAUAACAUUAGUGGCUCAAUACCUCCUACUUUAGGAAAUUUGAAGAAUUUGCAUGUGCUUCGGCUCAAUAACAAUCACCUCACAGAAAAUGUUCCUACAAGUAUUGCAAAUAUCAAAGGUCUUCAAAUCCUUGACCUUGCUAAUAAUAAUCUCUCGGGCAAUGUUCCAUUAACUGGAUCUUUCUCUGCAUUUACUCCUAUCAGUUUUGCUAAUAAUACAAAUCUUUGUGGUCCGGUGGUUGGAGUGCAAUGUGAUUCUGGGACACCAUAUUCCCCUCCACCAUUUGUAUUACCCCCAGCAGCAAGAAAAAACAGAAAACUUCGUCCAAAAGCCUUUGCUGUGGGAGCAGCUGCAUGUGCUGCUCUCUUGUGUGUUACUGCUGUGAUUGGAUUUGCACAGUGGCAUCAACAUAAGUCAUAUGAUCACUUUUUUAUUGUUCCUGGUGAGGAAAAUCCAAAAAUUCAUCUAGGCCAGCUUAAGAGAUUUUCACUAAGGGAAUUACAAGUUGCUACUGAUGAUUUUAGCAGUAAGAACAUGCUUGGAAGUGGUGGAUUUGGAAAGGUGUACAAAGGACGCCUUUCUAAUGGUAGCUUAGUAGCUGUAAAAUGUCUAAAGGAACGACGCACUCCAGGUGGAGAGUUGCAGUUUCAGACAGAAAUGGAGAUGAUUAGCAGGGCAGUGCACAGGAAUCUCCUUCGACUACUUGGUUUCUGUAUGACACCCACUAAACGCAUGUUUGUUUAUCCCUUCAUGGAAAAUGGAUCGGUUACAUCAUGGAUACAAGGGAAAAAAGAAAAUGAGGCAACACUAGACUGGACUACCCGCAUGUGCAUUGCAUUGGGUGCUGCAAGAGGUCUUUCGUACUUACAUGAGGAGUGUGAUCCUAAGAUUAUUCAUCGAGAUGUUAAAGCUGUUAAUAUCUUGCUGAAUAAAGACUUUGAGGCAGUGAUGGGGGAUUUCGGUCUAGCAAAACUUAUGAAUUACAAAGACAUUCAUGUGGCAACUGAUGUUUGUGGUACCAUUGGCCACAUAGCACCUGAGUACAUUUCUACUGGAAAAUCUUCAGAAAAGACAGAUGUAUAUGCAUAUGGAAUUAUGUUGCUGGAACUUAUCACGGGACAAAGAGCCUUUGAUCUGGCACGUCUAGCAAAUAAUGAUGAUGUUUUGUUGUUGGACUGGGUUAAAGCUAAGCUCACAAAUGGAAGGAUUGAUUUGUUAGUAAGUCCUCAUCUCAAGAACAACUAUAUAGAAGUAGAGGUGGGACGAAUUUUUCAACUUGCUCUACUCUGCACACAAGUUUUACCAAUGGAUAGACCAAAGAUGUCAGAAGUUGUUCAAAUGUUGGAAGGUGAUGGCAUAGCCAAGAGAUGGGAAGAGUGGCAAAGGACCGAAGUUCAAAGUCAAGUGUCUGGACUUUCCUGGCGUAUGAAUUCAGAAUUGAUAGUAGAGUCAUCACGUCAUCUUCCAGCAGAUGAGUUAUCUGGUCCAAGAUAAUAAAUUUGAAUUAUUUAUUAGUUUAUUUCAUCUUUCAGAUUGUACGAUCAAUUAAUUUUGGAGUAGUUUCAAUCUGUUAAAGAAGAGAAUAUUGCUAAGAUUUGUAAUACUCAAGUUAGGACCAUAUCAUGAGGAUCUCUUGAGGCAGCAAUCAAAUGCCAGAAAUCGUUAACAGAAUUUUCAACACAAUCUAUGUUUUUAUAUAUUCACGGAACAUAUACUGUUAAUCAUCUAUGCACAUGCGAUUUUUAAGCUUGAACUGGUAAGAGCAAGCAAAUCUGCAGUCAAAUGAUUUUCAAUGGUUGA